Molecule: messenger RNA, 910 nt
Organism: Sipha flava (yellow sugarcane aphid)
Lineage: Eukaryota; Metazoa; Arthropoda; Insecta; Hemiptera; Aphididae
Product: DET1- and DDB1-associated protein 1-like
Exons: 5
Coding region: 85-381 (98 amino acids)
Biological process (GO): positive regulation of proteasomal ubiquitin-dependent protein catabolic process
Cellular component (GO): Cul4-RING E3 ubiquitin ligase complex
Source: RefSeq, a predicted model, not a curated record
CAGAUACCAUUCACCGUACCCAUCUUCACCAACACCACUAACACCAGCUACGUCGUUCGUCUAACGUUUUCUUCCAUCGCAGCAAUGUCUAUAGCCGAAUUCUUAGAUGGUAUGCCAUCAUUUGAUGAGCGCAAUUUUUCCCGUUUCCAUUCAGACAAUGGACGAAGCAAACGUGUACCUGUUUAUAUAUCGACUGAAGAUCAACCUAAUGACCAAAUAAUUGUUACCGACAAGUCAAAUUUAUUACUCCGGUAUUUACACAACCAAUGGGAUAAAAAGCAUGGAGGGAAGAAGAGAGAAUUAGUGGAUUCUACUGAAGAAGGAGGCUCAACAUCUAGAAAACGUGCAAGAAUCUCCGACAAAAUUUUGCCGUGGUUUUAAAUAUUUCAGGAAAUUAAUUGUCUCCUCAAACCAUCCCUGAAAUACAGCACUGUAUCUGCAUUCAAGCAAAGAACCUCAUGGAAACCUUUCUCAACCUGAAGAUAGAUAUCAAUCACGUGAUCAACUUAAGUUAAUGACUUUUUAAGUUAUGUUUUUAUAUAAAAUACUUCAUUAUAGUUUUCCUAAGAAAAUAAUUUAUUAUGUUAAUUAUUAAUUAUGUAUUCUCUAGCUCUCGUAAGAAGUCUUAAUUUUACAAGUAUAUUCAUUCUUCGAGGAAGACUAGUUUUCUUUAUAAUAUUUCUUAAUAGUGAAUUAUUCUUUUAAAUCUACCCUUUAAAAAUAACUGGUUUGUAUACUCCUAGUAAUGUUUCUAGUUCCGGUUGUAACCAUUAAUUUGCUAUGUUUAACUCUAUGGUUAGGUUAGAUGCACCCAAUUAUGUUACACUAGUAGGCAAAUGGCGCACAACUGUGUACCAGUAUGUAAAUUUUUAAUUUAAAGCAUUAAUUAAAAUACUUAUGUUUGACUUGA